Molecule: messenger RNA, 648 nt
Organism: Moesziomyces antarcticus
Lineage: Eukaryota; Fungi; Basidiomycota; Ustilaginomycetes; Ustilaginales; Ustilaginaceae
Exons: 2
Coding region: 1-648 (215 amino acids)
Source: RefSeq, a predicted model, not a curated record
AUGGCUGCGCUUGAUGAAGCCCAUUGUCGGUCCGACUUCAUUUCGUCCGUGCCGUGGGCUCAGACUCGAAGUAGGAGCAGGGCGCCGACGCCGAACCACGGCAUGGAAAGAGCUGACGAUCACGGAGUUCUUUACGCCCUCCAUCACAAGCUCUGCUCGACACUCCCGCUUGUCACUUCCGACGUCCUUUUCGUCUCGUCAGCCGCCAAAAUGGUCAAAGUGACGGCGACAAGGUGUUUGGUCACCUGGCUCUGUGCAGCUCUUGUUUCCUGCCACAUGGUCGAAGCAUACCCCGUCACACAUGAUCACGCCAAGCCCAACGAAGAGCAUGCAUCCCUCACUCGACGCGGGGCUUAUCAGGCAGUGACGCCGUUCGAGAACCGGAACAACAUCGCGCGUGUGGUGCUGGGCUCCAUUGUCGGCGUCGUCGGUCUUGGUCUGCUCGGUCUGCAUCUGACCGAGCACGCGGCGUGCAAGGCCGUAGCUCGACAGGAGGCCACGAUGCAGGCAACCUGGGACGAGCUUCACCCCGACAACUUCAUCCCCAAGGGCGAUCAAAUGCGUCCCGUCAGCUUCGACUGCAGCUCAAAGUCGGUCAAACCACUCGGCAUCCCAGCAGCCUAUACUCAUCCGGCGAAUGAUUACUGA